AUGGCAACAUCGCUCUCGCUUGACUCUGACGACGAAUAUGGCUACGAUCUCACUCCUGAAGACGAAUCUCUGCUAAGCCAGCUCAUCACCGAAGCUCCCAACCCCGCCUCAGCACCACCACCACCUGCUGCAGUCGCCGGCCUUGCAGAAGACCUGGGCAUCGACACCGUCGCCGAGGAGGAGUUCCGUCUGAACGAUGCUCCUUCCAAUGCCCUCUCUUACGAGCCGUCUGCUACGGCCAAGGUGCCACUACGGUCUCCUCACAGUCGCCGCAGAGCUGCGUUUGGCACCGACAGCAGGAAGCACAGGGCUGGUACCCCGCCGUCGAAUGGCAACGGCGUCGUCAACUACCCGGAUCAACCUGACAAUGACACCCGAUCGCCCCUCGUACGAUUUCGAUCCUACCCGCGAAAGCCAUUCACCGUCACCGACCUGACAGCCGGCGCGUGGUGCGAGCUGCAAUACUUCUACACCCUCACACGCCUGCCCUUCGGCCGCAAGACACGCACCGCGGCGAUGAAGCAGGGCACCAAGGUGCACCAGGACCUUGAGGACGAAGUCCACACCACCGUCCGCGUCGAGAUCGCGAGCAAAGAGGACGGCUUUGGUCUGCGCAUGUGGAACCUCAUUCAAGGCAUGCGAACGCUCCGUGAAACGGGCAUGACCCGCGAGCUUGAGGUAUGGGGCUUCGCGGACGGCAAUCUCGUCAACGGCGUCGUUGACGGCCUGAGCUUCGAGAACCCGGACCCGGAGUUUGAGGAGCAGCUGAGCCAGGAGUCGGAGGGCCAGAGCCAGGCGAGCAUCACCGACUACUUCCCGUCGAAGAGUGCGGGCAAGGAGAAGAUCCCGCAGAUUUACUUGACGGACGUCAAGACGCGGGGAUCCAUGAAGGCGCCUAACAGCCCCGCGCUGCUGCGCCCCGCAAAGGUGCAGUUGUUUCUCUACCAACGGUUCCUGUCAGAGAUGGCGGCGGACAAGUUGGAUUAUCUGAGAAUCUUCAGGCGGUAUAAUCUGGACCCAGAUGUGCCGUUCUCGGAUUCGUUUAUCGCACAGAUUGGCAGCUUGCACGACGAGCUGUUCUUCGACGUCAACUCAUCACCAGAUGGCGACUACGUUCCACCAUCAUCUGAUGCGGCAAAUGGCGGUACGGACGUGGAUGGAGCCACAAGUCAGACGCCAGAUUUUAUCAAGUACAGAACGCUCCGCGAACUCCUCCCACUUCUCAGAUCUGAGUUGAAGGAGACUUUCGCUCACGGUGCGGACUCCGUUGGUAGACUACUCGCCGUAGAGUACAGAUACCGCGGCGAUGGCUCCCUCAUCGACAGCCAGGUGUUCCCGAUGGACGACCGCGCGCUGAACCUCUACCUGGGCAGCACGCUGGAGUGGUGGCGCGCAGACCGAGAGCCGCGGGGCGUGCAGAUCGAGGAGGCGUACAAGUGCCGCAUGUGCGAGUUUGCGGAUGACUGCACGUGGCGGUCAGCCAUGGAUGAGGAGAGGCUGCAAGCUUCCAGACAGCGGCUGGCGAGUCGCAGGAAAACUGCUGCUAGCGGGUGA
This is a messenger RNA of Colletotrichum chrysophilum, 1554 nucleotides long. RefSeq lists its product as uncharacterized. The record is from RefSeq and is a predicted model, not a curated record. The transcript is spliced from 2 exons. Gene Ontology annotation, biological process: interstrand cross-link repair. Gene Ontology annotation, cellular component: mitochondrion; nucleus. Gene Ontology annotation, molecular function: single-stranded DNA 5'-3' DNA exonuclease activity. Bases 1 to 1554 code for a protein of 517 amino acids. Lineage: Eukaryota; Fungi; Ascomycota; Sordariomycetes; Glomerellales; Glomerellaceae.